AUGCAAAUAAGGGGAAGUGAAAGUGACGGUGCAGGCUCCGACUCCGCGGUAGCGGGUGUAGUCAUUAGUGGCGUACCUGGCGUUGAGCUUAUUGCAGCAGCCGACGAGGUUGAGGCCGGGCUCGGCGAUGAGGUGGUUGAAGAAGGUGAGGUUGAAGUCACCGGGGACGAAGAAGACGUCGUUGAUGCUAGUUUCGACGAGGUGGCGGCCGAGGGUGGCAUCGGAGGACGCAACGACGGAGGGCGCUACGGAGUUGUGUAUUGCAGUGGCGGAGCCAUUCGGUGGGCUGCCUACAUCGCCAUUGGUGGGAUUGCAGGCGUCCAGCGCGCAGAUCUUCGAAACUUCAGACCCUUCAGGAGAAGAUAUCCUCCCUUUUAUCAGCGCCUUACUCUUAUUGAGGAAUAUCAGACUAGCUCAUCCCAAGGUGUUGAUCCUAUGGACACUAGUUCAGCCCCUCAAAGUGAUGAUGAAGACUCUGAGGAAGGAAGUGACGAAGGUGAUGAAGAAGAGGAAGGUAAUGAAGAGGAAGAUGGAGAUGAAGAAGAGAAAGGUGAAGAAGAAGCUGAAGAAGAAGAAGAUGAUGAUGUUGAUAACUGA
Molecule: messenger RNA, 597 nt
Organism: Malania oleifera
Lineage: Eukaryota; Viridiplantae; Streptophyta; Magnoliopsida; Santalales; Ximeniaceae
Exons: 3
Coding region: 1-597 (198 amino acids)
Source: RefSeq, a predicted model, not a curated record